Messenger RNA from Oxyura jamaicensis (ruddy duck), 1468 nucleotides. Its product is annotated as NAD(P)(+)--arginine ADP-ribosyltransferase 2-like. The coding region runs from base 345 to 1298 and encodes 317 amino acids. The record is from RefSeq and is a predicted model, not a curated record. Gene Ontology annotation, molecular function: NAD+-protein-arginine ADP-ribosyltransferase activity; NAD+ poly-ADP-ribosyltransferase activity. Lineage: Eukaryota; Metazoa; Chordata; Aves; Anseriformes; Anatidae. The transcript has 2 exons.
GAGCAUGGGCAACUGAUAAAAGGAGAUUUCCUGUUGGUUUCCCUGCAGCCUUUUGCAACAACCCAGCAGCAACUGGGUGGUCAUGGGGGGCUGGAACAUAAACUAUCUGGGGGUUGCUAUAAAAAGGCAGAGCUGCCAGCUCCACGCAUCCUGCAGCAGCACCGAGCCGUGGGUCCUGCGUGGAACAGAGCAGAGCCUCCUCCAACCCUGCACUCAGCCCGUAGCAGACGCCCGUGCCCUGUCCUGCUGCACUCAGCAGCUGAGCUCAGCUGGUUCCAGAGGACUGGGUCCUCCGCUGCCUGGGGCAUCCCUGCUCGUGGCUGGACACCCAGAGCUUCCUGCACAUGGAGCACCUCGGCCUGCUCUGGGUGCUGCUGGCUGGCACCUUGGCUGGCACCUUGGCCACCAGCAGCACCCGUGUGCAAGACCUCGGCACCAUCGAUGAAGUGGCGAUGGACAUGGCCCAGAACUGCUUUGAUGACCAGUACCAGAACUGCACAUUCAAGACGACGAAGGAACUGCUGAAGCGGAGCCUCACUGAGUUCAACAAAAAGAUCUACAUCCAGACCCUGAAAACACUACUCAAGAAAUGGCGGAAAAUUUUGGGCAAAUCCAGCCACCGCGAGGGGCUGCAGAGGAAGCAGGCAUUGGCUUUGAUGGCGUACACUGCCGGGAAAGAAGUGCAAGCUCAGUUCAACGCAGCUGUGCGUGAGGGUGGGCAAUCCCACAACUAUUACCUCCAAUCCUUCCACUUCAAGACGCUGCACUUCCUCCUGACCAAGGCCGUGCAAAAGCUGCGGGAGGUCCAGGGCCAGAAGUGCCACAAUGUCUACCGUGGCGUCACUGGCACCCGCUUUACGGCCCAGCUCGAGCAGACCGUCCGCUUCGGCCAGUUCGCCACCACCUCCCUCAACGAGAUGGCUGCCCAGAAAUUUGGCCGGGACACCUUCUUUUCUGUGCACACCUGCUACGGUGUCCUCAUCAGGAACUUCUCCUUCUACCCUAAUGAGGAUGAAGUCCUCAUCCCACCCUAUGAGGUCUUCAUGGUCACCACCUUCACCCGUUACAAAGAGGGAACCUUCAUCCAGCUCCAGUCCAUUGGCCUACGCAGCACCUACAACUGUGCGCUGCUGAAUGGUAGACACAGCCAGCAGGGUGGGUGCCACCAGGAGAUGGGGCUGGGGCUGGGGCACAGCCCUGGGCAGGCGCCGCGCUCCCCGCGCUCCUCCAGCCAUGGCCGCAGGGCAGUGGGGCCCCGUGCCACCGGCUCUGUGAGGGGAAGGGGAGCCUUGUGGUGAAGGCAACAUCUCCGUGUGGGGAGCCUGGGGAGCCUGGGGAGCUUGGGGAGCUUGGGGAGCUUGGGGAGCUUGAAAAGAUGUGGAGCUGUGUGGAGGCAUGGGGGUGUGUACCGAAGGAGGAGCAGGAGGACCAAAGAGGGGUUAGGUUUGGGGUGUAAAAGGGCCGGUCA